Messenger RNA from Cutaneotrichosporon cavernicola, 2655 nucleotides. RefSeq lists its product as uncharacterized. The coding region runs from base 1 to 2655 and encodes 884 amino acids. The transcript has 2 exons. Lineage: Eukaryota; Fungi; Basidiomycota; Tremellomycetes; Trichosporonales; Trichosporonaceae. The record is from RefSeq and is a predicted model, not a curated record. Gene Ontology annotation, biological process: proteolysis. Gene Ontology annotation, molecular function: metalloendopeptidase activity.
AUGGCGGGCUCGACACGCCUACCGCCAGUACUCGCAAUGGCGCUCCUCGCCCUCGCCAUGCUCCUCCUCGCCGGCAGCGCGAAUGCGCGCUCGGUUCACCCGCCACCAGUCCGCCGAGUGCACCAUCCCAGCCGGUCUACAGUCCGCAUCGUUCCGCGUGGUGAUAGCCUCUCCCGCCGCUCCAUCUCCCCACAGGCCCAUUCCCUGCGACACGAUGACAGCCUCCUCCUCACCGCCUCGGUGGCCAGUAUGGCGCCAUACGAGGUCGCGCUCCUUCUCCGGCCAACAGAGCACCUCUUCCACCCAGACGCAAAGGUCACCUUUCAGCAUGCGGAUGGGAGUAGCACGUCUGAAUCCCUCCGUGCCGAGGACUGGCGCCUGUAUCAGGGCGAGGUCGUGAGGCCUGCGUGGAUCGAGCGUGUGUGGGCCGAGGAACUGUCGGGGCUUGAGCACAGCCCGGCCGCAUUCCUCGGGCGCGCGAGCGUUAUGGUCCAUGAUGCCGGCGACAACAUACGUUGGGAAGGCACGUUCUCAAUCGACGGGAUCAACUACCACGUCUUGACCAAGGAGCGGUACGAGGCCACCAGGACGAUGGACGACGCCGACGUCGCUGCCUUUGGGAAUGGGCUCGUCAUCUUCAGCGAUGCCGAGAUGGAAUACAAGGACGGAACGAGGCACUCGAACAGCACCGGGUGCACGCACGACAGGCUGACGUUCAACACCGACCCCUCGCACCCUGUUCUUCGGCGGCGCGAUGCCAACAUGCUUCUCGAGGGCCGGGGCUCGCGCGAUGACAUGGGCGGCAUGACUCCCAAGACCAACUACAUCGAGUCGAUUGGUUCGGAUGCAGGCUGCCCCACUUCGCAGCAGGUAGUGUACAUGGGCGUCGCGGUCGACUGUAACUACGUGACGGCUUACGGGAGCAAGGACGCGGCACGCACGCAGGUGCUCAACAACUGGAACCAGAUCACUGCGUUGUACCGCAGCACGUUCCGAGUCUCGCUCGGCAUUAUCGAGCUGGUGGUCGAGGAGGCGCAGUGCCCUUCCUCGCCGCCCGCGGACAAGCAGUGGAACCAAAAUUGCACGCAGUCCGUGACGCUCGACGACCGGUUGAGCAUGUUCAGCCAGUGGCGUGGGAAGAAGGGUAACGACGGUGCUGGCCUGUGGCACCUCAUGACGGCAUGCUCGACGGACACUGAGGUCGGCGUUGCGUGGCUCGGUACCCUCUGCCAGACCAGCGCGAACGAACAGGACGGCCAGCAGUUUGUCUCGGGCACUGGUGUGUCAAGCGCGUCCAAGACCGAGUGGAACCUCAUUUCGCACGAGAUCGGACACAACUUUGGCGCGAUCCACGACUGCAUCGACGGCUGCACGCUCCAGAGCUCAUGCUGUCCGUACUCCAGGGACGCAUGUACAGCGAGCGGCCGUUUUAUCAUGAACCCUACGACUGCGGCCUCUGAGACAGCGUUCUCACAGUGCACGCUCGGCAACGUGUGCUCGUUCCUCGGUACGGGUUCUAAGAAUUGCGUUGUGACGCCCGACCCGGCCCGCACAACCAUCAGCCUCAAGCAGUGCGGCAACGGCAUCGUGGAGCAGGGCGAGGAAUGUGACCCAGGCAUGAACAGCACAUCGUCCUGCUGCGACCCCAACACGUGCAAGUUCAUCAACGGCGCCGUGUGCGACCCGACCAACUCUGCCUGCUGCACUGACCAGUGCACGUACAAGGCUGCUGGUGUCGUGUGCCGACCGUCCAUCAACGCGAUCUGCGACACCCAGGAGGUGUGCUCCGGCAACACUGGCGAAUGUCCCAAGGACGUUACUGCCAAGGACGGCACCAACUGCGGCAACGGCCUGCAGUGCGCGAGUGGACACUGUACGUCGCUCGACGAGCAGUGCGUCAAGGCUGGCGCGAGCCUCAACUUGACGCAGGCAUGUAGCGCGCGCGACGACCAGUCGUGCUACGUCACCUGCAAGGAUCCCAACGUCGCCAACCAGUGCACGAUCCUGCAGACGGUGCUCAUCGACGGCUCGCCGUGCGGCUACGGCGGGCACUGCUACAACGGUACCUGUUCGCCCGGCUCGUGGCAGAACCGCCUCGCCUCCAUGUACACGCAAAACCUGCAAAUAGCGAUUCCAGUCACGAUCGCCGUCGCGAUCAUCGUCGGCAUGAUCCUGUACUCGAUUGCGCGCUGCUGCUGCGGGGCGUUUACGCGUUCCCGCUCCAAACCCAAGAAGCAGGCAUGGGACAACGGUGUAUCCAUGGCGCCGUACCCUCAACCGGCCUACCACUCUCAAUCCCGCGGACAAGACAACAACCCGACGCAAUUCCGCCAAGACGGUAGCCCGACGCGCGAAUUCCGCCAGGACGGCAGUCCUACGCAGACAUACCCCGCGCUACCCCUGCUCGACGGACACCGGCGCAACGUCUCGGGCUCAUACUCUGACGAAAUGGGGACUGGGCAGCCGGUAAGACCGGCCUACGCCGACCCUUAUGCGCCAUAUGCCGGGAGACGCAACUGGGUCGAUGAGUCGCGGUACAAUGGCCGCGACACGCGUGACCAAGAGUACGAGGAGGGAUACCACUAUAACUACGACGAGAGCGUGCCCCGUCACCACCAUGAUGCGCGCGAAAACCGCGGAUACUCGCGCCAGUAG